UCCACUAGACGUGCUUACAUCAUUUAUAGAUAGUGAGAUAAAGAAUUUUUAUAAAAGUUAUUCUGUUAAAAUAAUACAAGUUUAUUUCAUCAUGGAAGGAGUAUUUUUAAAAGGAAAAGAAGAAUUUGUCGUGUCAUUCACAAACACGAGUUUGUCUUAUGGAUUAAAAGAUCAGAACGAGACCAGUUUUAUUCAAUUUGAGGAUGUAUUAAGUGUGAAACUACAUGAAGAAUCCAGUUUUACUGUUUAUUUUGCCGCCGCAUCGAAAGGAAGAAAACUUAAGAAAGAGUCGGUGACAUUUGACGGAGAAAAAGCAGAAAAGUUUGCUUUAGAACUGAACGAGAGAAUCAACAAUAACAAAAGACCGAAAAAGCUGUUAGUCAUCAUCAACCCGAACAGCGGUAAAAGAAAUGCCGAAAAGAUUUAUAAAAAUAAAGUUAAACGUCUUUUUGAGUUGAGUGGAAUUGAACCUGUUGUGAAAGUUACCCAGGCCCCUAAAGAAGCUAAACAAAUGCUCCAGGAAUAUGAUCUCUCCACCAUUGAUGGUAUUGUUACUGUGGGUGGUGACGGUCUCUAUUGUGAAUGCAUGACAGGAUUGGUUUUAAGAGUUCAGAAGGACGCUGGAGUAAAAUACAAUUCUCCUGAAGCAAAAGUAGUACCAGCAACCAUUCCGAUUGGUAUUAUUCCUGCCGGUUCCGGUGACUAUAUUGUCCAGUAUUUACACGGCACCAGGGAUGUAACCACUGCAGCGCUUCAUAUCAUACUUGGUAAACGAACUAACGCCAAUGUCGUUGGAGUACAUCAAGAUGGUGAAUUGACGGCGUACUCCGGACUGUUGUUGGGUUUCGGUCUUUUCGGUGACAUCAUGUAUGAUUGUGAGAAGUUUAGAUGGAUGGGACCAACUAGAUAUAACAUUAUACCAGUUGGAACUGUAUUACGUCGACGAGCUUUUGACUUGGAUGUAGAAUACCAACUCUCUGACACCAAGGAAUGGCAGAAAGUCGACGAUACCAUGUAUGGUGUUGACACCUACGUCAUUACCAGAACUCCUAAAGAUCGGAAAAUGGUGCCAAAAUUCGGCGAUGAGGCUAUUAACCUCUAUAUGACCAGUAAAUGCAGUUUCGCUAAACACGUCAAACAGCUGGCCCAGGUUCAAGACCACAAAGCCGAAUGUUUCGAUCACGAAUUUGUAAAAGAACGCCGAGUGGAUGCUUAUAAAGUUAAACUUACACGAGCUUCUUCCAUCAUCUCAGAUAAUGGCGAGCCGGGUCUAGAAGAAAAAUACUACAUUAACUGUGAUGGCGAGGUUAUCACGCUCACUCACCCUGAAUUCGAGGCUAGAUUUCAUAGAAAUGUUAUCCAGUUAUUUGGACAAGCCGAGGCCUAAACACCAGACGUUAGAUAUAACGUUGAAAUCUGAUGUUUUAGUUCCAAGGAACUACUGAAAUCAUGGUUUGGGAUUUCAGCCCGAUGCGACUGCGCCGAGUUGUGACGUGAAAGGGGGUGGUGCUUCAACCAAUGAAGACCGUGAGAACUCGGCUCGUUGACCUUCACCAAUAGAAGGAGAGCCAAUAGAAAGACAGAUUAGAUCGUCAUCGGUACAUUCAAAAUCUACACCGGAAACACAAACAAUCUAAACAGUGACAAAACGAAAAGUGUAGGAUUUUUGUCUAUAAAAAAAACUGUACCUUAUGCAAUCGGAUCUAAAUCUAUGGAAGGGAUUUGCGACGUCCAUUCGAGGCAAACAGUGUGCGUCGGGAGUUGCGCUGUCGGACGUUAUGUCCGUUACGUUUUUAAAGACAUGAUCAUGUGAUCAUAAGACUAUGUAGGUAGGUUAUACUACCACGGAGGCGUUUAAAACAAAAAUAACUAUUUUAUAUUUUUGUAUAUAGAAAUUUAUAAUGGACGUGUAAUUAAAUUUCUAGACAUGGAGAAGAAUAUUUGUCUAAAAAUGCCAAUUAAUGUUGUUUGUCGGGCUUUAAAUGUUAUAUAAUUUAUUAUUUAGACAUUUAUUCACAUGACAAGCCCAUAAUCAACUCACGAGACCAACUCAUCUGGCGGAUGACUGGGGUAUUAAAUUGAUUAGACAAUGUAUAUCAAUGUAUCAUUAUAUAUCAU
Patella vulgata (common limpet) is the source of this 2118-nucleotide messenger RNA. RefSeq names its product ceramide kinase. The transcript has 8 exons. The record is from RefSeq and is a predicted model, not a curated record. Lineage: Eukaryota; Metazoa; Mollusca; Gastropoda; Patellidae. Bases 92 to 1387 code for a protein of 431 amino acids. Gene Ontology annotation, molecular function: kinase activity.